ACUGGUGGGAACUUGCUAGCACAAGCAGGGAAACUGUGGAAUCUUGUUUUAUGAGCAUGAUUGUUAAAUUAUAGAGGCCGUAGAGUCUGCAGGAGGCCGGAUUGUCUUCCACUGUGCCCUUGUGAACAUUACGAAGAUAAAUAUAGUUUUCAGUAGGCCAUGGGUGGGGUAAAUGUCAGGAAUUUCGAGUUUUCUGCCCUACUCAGGCCAAUGAAAAGCGACAACGUAAAUGUCCCAACUUCUAUUUUCCACGUUUCCGGCGAUUAAAACCAGGACACGAACACUCCUUCACUUGACAAUCUGCUACUUCUGCUAGAACUAUGGAGUCCAAGACAAGAGUUGGGUGGGUGGCCUUCACCAUCGUCAUCCUCAUCUCAUGCUGCCUGGAACUUUUACACUUCAAUCUCCCAACUACUGAGGCUCGAGCAGCUGACGCCGGCGGCUUAGUGAGACUGAGCCUCAGGAAGCGUCCUCUCCGUCUUGAGGAUGUUAAGGCAAAGGCAGCGGCAGGAGCAGGAGGACGAGCAUCCCUCGUCGCCGUCGGUGAUAGUGGAAAUGGUGCUAGCGCUCUUCCUCUGAAGAAUUACUUCAAUGCUCAGUACUUCGGAGAAAUUGGGAUCGGCACCCCUCCCCAGCAAUUCACCGUUGUCUUUGACACCGGCAGCUCCAAUCUCUGGGUUCCCUCCUCCAAAUGCUACUUCUCUAUUCCAUGCUAUUUCCACUCCAAGUACAACACUACCCGUUCAGCAACAUACCACACCAACGGAGAAUCUUGUGAAAUCAACUAUGGGUCUGGAUCAAUAUCUGGGGUUUUGGGUCAGGAUAACGUUGAGCUUGGAGAUCUUCUCGUCGAGGAUCAAGUUUUUAUUGAGGCUACCCGAGAAGGCAGUAUAUCCCUUCUGGUUUCUAAGUUUGAUGGAAUUCUUGGCCUUGGGUUUCAGGAAAUGUCUGCUGGGGAUGCCGUCCCUGUCUGGUAUAACAUGGUGCAGCAACGUCUUGUGAAAGAGGAAGUGUUCUCGUUUUGGCUGAAUCGAGAUCCAAAUGCGCUAGAGGGGGGCGAGCUAGUUUUUGGUGGCAGUGAUCCGAAGCACUUCAAAGGAAACCAUACUUAUGUCCCUGUCAUUCAAAAGGGUUACUGGCAGUUCAACAUGGGGGACUUCCUGAUUGGAAACCUCUCUACAGGCGUUUGUGAAGGGGGUUGUGGUGCAAUUGUGGAUUCUGGGACAUCCUUACUUGCUGGUCCAACUAGUAUUGUCACGGAGAUCAAUCACGCCAUUGGUGCUGAAGGGAUUGUGAGUGCAGAGUGCAAGAAAGUGGUUAGUCAGUUUGGGGACAUGAUAUGGGAUCUCUUGAUUUUAGGGGUAAAACCCGAUCAAGUAUGUUCACAGCUUGGCGUGUGCAUGUUCAAUGGGGCUCAGUAUGUGAGUUCUCAGAUUGAGCAAGUGGUGAAGGAAAAUGAGGGAGCAUCAGUUAACAAUGACCUUCUGUGCACUGCUUGUGAGCUGCUAGUCAUCUGGGUCCGGAACCAACUCAAACACAAGGAGAUAAAGGAUGCAGUCCUCAACUACGUCAGCGAGGCAAGCUUUCUGUGUGAGAGCUUGCCGAGUCCAUCAGGCGAGUCCAUAGUUGAUUGCAACAGCCUGCCAACCAUGCCCAAUGUCUCUUUGACCAUAGGGGAGAAACUCUUCAUCCUCACUCCGGAGCAGUAUGUUGUGAAGAUCGAGGAAGGCAUUAAAGAGAUCUGCAUCAGUGGGUUCAUGGUUUUUGACGUCCCACCUCCUCAAGGUCCUUUGUGGGUUCUUGGAGAUGUGUUCAUGGGUGUGUAUCAUACGGUGUUCGACUCUGGUAACCUGCAACUGGGUUUUGCUGAAGCCGCAUGACUAAAAGAUCAACAUCUCCGCAUCAUGGAAGGCAGGGGGAUUACAGCUACUUGGUGUCGCCGGAGUACAUAUGCUGUUGAAUAACACUCCAAAACAAUGGUGCUGCAGCUUUCUACCUCCUCGAGCUAGUACGAGAUGUAUGUUUCGUGUGAAGAAUAAUAACAAUGUACAGUAGUGGAGAACCAGAAGUGUUGAUGCCGCAUUUUAUCUCGACUGUAUGAUCCUUAUUG
Messenger RNA from Linum tenue, 2110 nucleotides. The record is from the annotation of a GenBank genome assembly. Lineage: Eukaryota; Viridiplantae; Streptophyta; Magnoliopsida; Malpighiales; Linaceae.